AUGAAUAGUCCAACGACUCCUUUGGAAGAACCAAUCAUAUUAGAGAAAGUACUUUUGAAGUUCAAAAUUAGUAUUAUUCAAUACAUCAAAACAUUAUUGCAAUUGAUCAAUAAAUAUUACAGUGUAAGUCAAUUAAUAAUCGAGCAAACCAACAAACUACUAAAAGACAUCGAGAAGAUUCAAUUUAAUAUCAAUAACAUUAAGGAACGGAAGACCACAUUCAAUAAAUUUAUCAAUAUUUGUGACCUUUUAAGCUUCAGUAUUGUUAAGAACAGCGGCAAUGAGAUCAGCAACAAAAUGAAACUGUGUCUGCAUAACUGUAAUAUUGGCUUGCAUACAGCGGUGUCCUUUGUACAUGGAAUUCCUGCCAUCGCUAUACCAAGCAAUGACAGUUCCAGCACUUCCAAUUCCAAGACCAACAACCGAUUAGCACGCCCUGUUACCGCCAUGACACACGUUCUUGAUGACUUGACAAGCUGUUGGCGGGUACAGGUCGAUAUGUUGGAGCACCUUGUUUUUUCUACACCUCGAAUGGUCUCUGAAACGGAAGAUGGACAUAAUAACAGUGAUCAACCUCCAUUACAAUUCCAACCAAAAGAAAGUAGGGGCGAGAACCCAGCCAUGAAAUGCUAA
Henningerozyma blattae CBS 6284 is the source of this 633-nucleotide messenger RNA. RefSeq lists its product as uncharacterized. The transcript has a single exon. The record is from RefSeq and is a predicted model, not a curated record. Lineage: Eukaryota; Fungi; Ascomycota; Saccharomycetes; Saccharomycetales; Saccharomycetaceae. Bases 1 to 633 code for a protein of 210 amino acids.